GCGGAGCCUCGUGCUGGGCCGAGUGGCGUAGGAGGGAGGCCGAGGUCAGGCUGGUGAGUGCCUGGGCAGCAGGUCUCUACAAUAAAACUGAAAGAAAAAUUUAAAAUUCCAGGAUGGCUGUUGAAGAACUUCAGUCCAUAAUAAAGAGAUGUCAAAUCUUAGAAGAGGAGGACUUCAAAGAAGAAGAUUUUGGUCUCUUUCAGUUAGCUGGGCAAAAGUGCUUAGAAGAAGGGUACAUCUCUCAGGUAUUAGAUAUUUUAGAAAAUGAAAAGAACAAGGUUAUCAUCAGGAGUAUGGGUUGGAAUCUUGUUGGCCCGGUUGUUAGAUGCUUUUUAUGUCAUAAAGAGGAAGUUGAUAAAAGAGAAAAAUGUUUGAGAAUGCUUGAUUUGCUGGUGAAGCUCUGCCAUCCAAAGGAACUGCUUUUGGGUUUGCUCGAACUGAUCGAGGAGGCCUCUGGAAAACAGAUAGCUGAAAUUCUUCUUCUCUUGCUCGAGCCAUUACAGACAGUGAUUCAGAAACUUCAUAGCAAGAAGGCCUACUCGGUCGGAUUAGCACUGUCUACCCUGUGGAGCCAGCUCUCUCUUCUCCCAGUCCCUUACACUAAAGAACAAGUGCAAAAAGACCAGCAUGGGCUUGGUCGGUGUUGCCAAGCCUUAGUCACAUUUACUAAGCCUUUUGUGGAAGAAGUUGUUAAAAACAAAGGCCACCCCCUGGAAAACAGCAAGGAAGAGCUGAAGGCAGAACUGCUGAAAUUUUGUUUCAAAAGUUUGAAAUAUCCCUUGCUGACAGCGCAGCUCAUUGAGGUGCUUGAAGAAAAUGAAGAAGAUCCUUUAAAAUCUUUUGCAUCUGAAAUAGUAGGUUUUAUAUUAGCAAUUGGAGACUCUCUGCCAAAGGUGAUUUUUCAGCAUGGAAGGAAGGAAAAGUGCUGGGAUAACCCUGACUUGGAGGAAGAGGAUAGCAGCCAGUUGGCAGAUUCCAUGGCUUCACUUGCUUAUCUUGUGUUUGUGCAACGUAUCAGUAUUGACCAGUUUCCAUUGGUCUUGAGCCCAUUAUAUCUUCUUCAGUAUAAUAUGGAACAUGUUGAAGUCCUCUUGAAAAGAACAGAAGAAUCUGUGUCCUCAAAAGGAUUGGAUCUGUUGGAGAACAGUCUGUUACGGAUGGAAGACAACGGCCUCCCGCACCAUUACUUAGAAAUCAGGAGUUUCCUCACUGUGCCCCAGAAGCUGGUGAAAGUGAUGACGCUGUGCCCGCUCGAGACGCUGCGGAAAAAAGGUUUAAAAAUGCUGCAGCUGUAUAUAGACAAGCUGGAUUCACAAGGCAAAAAUAUAUUAUUUAGGUGUUUACUGAAGACAAGUAAUCAUGCAGGUGUGGAAGGCUACGUCAUUCAGAAUAUUAAAAAUCAGAUCGACGUGUCACUAAAGAGAACAGAGGAUAAUAAAUGGUUUACAGGACCACAGCUGCUUUCACUUCUUGAUUUGGUGCUCUUACUUCCUGAAGGAGCAGAAACAGAUCUACUCCAAAAUUCAGAUAGGAUUAUGGCUUCAUUAAAUUUAUUGAGGUAUUUGGUCAUCAAGGACAAUGAAAGUGACAAUCACACUGGGUUAUGGACAGAACUUAAGAAGAUUGAGAAAAAUUUCUUAAAACCACUACAUACAGGACUUAAUAUGUCAAAAGCACAUUAUGAAGCAGAAAUUAAGAAUAAAAAAGAAACCAGACGAGAGUCUCAUAAUCCUAAAAAUCUUUGCACAGUAACGGUUGGUGGAGAGAAGAUUCCUAAUGUUCCUAACAUGACUCCUGAAAUGCAGCUUCAGGUCCUCCAUUCAGCUCUUUUCACAUUUGAUUUAAUAGAAAGUGUUCUGGCCCGAGUAGAAGAACUCAUUGAACUGAAAACAAAAACUACAUCUGAAGAAACAGCUCGGCUGAAAUGAAGCCUCCCUGCCUGAAGAGCUGGAGGAGCAGCUGUAGAAACCUCGAAAUUGUUUUGUUCAUUCUGGGUGGAAACAUUACUUUCAUGUCUUUUAAAAAGUUUAUCUCAGGCACUAAGCACUUGCUGCUAGAAAAUAAAUGCUGCUACUCUCCUUUUCCUUCA
This is a messenger RNA of Gracilinanus agilis (Agile Gracile Mouse Opossum), 2089 nucleotides long. RefSeq names its product glomulin, FKBP associated protein (gene GLMN). The record is from RefSeq and is a predicted model, not a curated record. The coding region runs from base 114 to 1928 and encodes 604 amino acids. Gene Ontology annotation, molecular function: ubiquitin-protein transferase inhibitor activity. Lineage: Eukaryota; Metazoa; Chordata; Mammalia; Didelphimorphia; Didelphidae. The transcript has 19 exons. Gene Ontology annotation, cellular component: cytoplasm.